GAAACAUCAACACCUCGUCACUUAAUUCAAUCACCUCCCCUGGCUUUCUCGCUCUCUCUCUCUCUCUCUCUCUCUCUCUCUCUCUCUAGUCGCGACGAGUUUCUCUGAAAAUGGCGUUUCUACUGAAUAAAACCUCCAUUUCUUCUCACUUUCGAUCGCAUUCGCAGAAGACGGAGGACGCGCUUUGUCUGUCUCGCCGUGGAUUCCAUGUAGAGCUCGGGGCUCGCGAGAAAGCUCUGUUGGUUGAGGAUCCAGCUCUGAAGAGAUUCAAAUCACAUAAGAAGGGUGUUUGGCGGAUAAAAAGAAUGGGGGAUGUACUAACGAUUGUUGUAGUUGCAGGUAUGCAAGUUAUUGUUGAUAAG
Messenger RNA from Carica papaya (papaya), 362 nucleotides. The record is from RefSeq and is a predicted model, not a curated record. NCBI's taxonomy places the organism in Eukaryota, Viridiplantae, Streptophyta, Magnoliopsida, Brassicales, Caricaceae.